Messenger RNA from Vicia villosa (hairy vetch), 2339 nucleotides. RefSeq names its product probable glycosyltransferase At3g07620. Gene Ontology annotation, molecular function: glycosyltransferase activity. The coding region runs from base 331 to 2157 and encodes 608 amino acids. Lineage: Eukaryota; Viridiplantae; Streptophyta; Magnoliopsida; Fabales; Fabaceae. The record is from RefSeq and is a predicted model, not a curated record. The transcript is spliced from 5 exons.
AUAGCUUAUGCAUCAAUAAUGUUAAUGAUAAAUGCAAAUUAGUAUAAAAUUAGCAAGUUGUUGCCUUUAGAUUCAGAAGUUAGUAACUUUAAUCUCUUCUUCUUCUGAGUGUUAAUAACACUUCAAUGAUUCUUUGUUUGACUUCUGAGAAAGUUGAAGAUCGAAAAGAGAGCAAAAAAAACAAAGAUUGAAGUGAACUAUAAUGACACUUCACUGAGGACCCUUUGAUUUCUUUUCAUGAAACUGAGAAUUCGGGUGAUUGAAGUUUCAAUUUUGGAGAAAAUGAUGAUUGAAGUGAUUUUGGGGUUAUCUCAGUUUUGACAAGUUAACAUGUUUCAAUAUUUUCAUGAGUUGUGUCAUAUGGGAAACAGGAGAUUGCUUUGUCUGUUGGCAGCACUUGGUGUUAAUUAUUUACUGUUUCAGUCAAUUUUGGUUCCAUAUGGAAAUGGAAGAGUUCCUUGGUCUUCUGAUUCUUCUGGUUUCAAUACUAUGAUGGAGAAUGUGAAUAUUCCCAUUAUUGAAGAUGAAGGAAUGCACAACGAUUCAAAGAGUAGUUUAGUCUUUGAUGAUGUUUCUAAAAUUGAGGUAGAUAGAAAUGAUUUUCACUAUGUUGGUAAAAACAACAGCCUGGAGUUGGAUAAUGUAGGUUCCAAGAAAAGUUUUAUGGAGAUUUUGUCCAAGGAGAGUAAGGUGGACUUUUCGGUGAAGCGAUUCUCGGAGACAAAAAGGGGGAUUUCAGCAAUUUCUCAGUUGGUUCAAACUACAAAUGUUGAUUCAAGAGAAUAUGAUAGAGUUGGUUCUGGUACCUCGCAGAUUACAAUUUCGUCGACUAAUUUGACUCAUCAAGAAAAUUCUCCGAAAAUUAAUCUUUUUGCCUCGGAUAAAAUUAAAGCAGUGAAUGUUACUAGGAGAAAGCCGAAGUGCAAUAUGCCACCUAAGUCAAGAAUGUUAAUACAGGAGAUGAACCAUUUGCUACAGCGCCGUCGGGCUUCAUCUCGUGCAACGAGACCAAGGUGGUCAUCCAAACUCGAUAUGGAAAUUCUUGCUGCAAGGUCGGAGAUCGAGCACGCUCCUAUGGUAACACAUGACAAGGAACUUUAUGCUCCUCUUUUUCGCAAUCAUUCUAUGUUCAAAAGGAGCUAUGAACUGAUGGAACGCACGCUAAAAGUGUAUAUAUAUAAGGAAGGAAAAAAACCGAUCUUUCAUCAACCUAUACUUAAGGGACUAUAUGCGUCUGAGGGUUGGUUUAUGAUGUUGAUGGAGGAAAAUAAGCAAUUCGUUGUGAAGGAUCCUGCAAAGGCUCACCUAUUCUAUAUGCCAUUUAGUUCACGUAUGUUAGAGUUUUCUGUUUAUGUACGUAACUCUCAUAACCGGACAAAUCUCCGUCGGUAUUUGAAUGAUUAUACAGAUAUCAUUUCUGCAAAAUAUCGUUACUUUAACCGAACUGGUGGUGCUGACCAUUUUCUUGUUGCUUGCCAUGAUUGGGCUCCGUACGAAACAAGGCAUCAUAUGGAAUACUGCAUAAAAGCCCUAUGUAAUUCUGAUGUAACUCAAGGCUUUAAAAUAGGAAGAGACGUUUCUCUUCCAGAAACUAUGGUCCGGUCGGUACGAAAUCCUCAAAGAGAUAUAGGUGGAAAGCCUCCUCAACAAAGAUCCGUUCUUGCCUUCUAUGCUGGAAACAUGCACGGCUAUUUGCGCCCGAUAUUGCUAAAGCACUGGAAGGACAAAGACCCUGAUAUGAAGAUACUCGGCCCAAUGCCGCAUGGUGUUGUACACAAAAUGAGUUACAUCCAACACAUGAAGAGUAGCAAAUACUGCAUAUGCCCCAAGGGAUAUGAAGUCAACAGCCCUCGGGUGGUUGAAGCCAUAUUUUACGAGUGCGUACCUGUGAUCAUCUCCGACAACUUUGUGCCACCGUUUUUCGAGGUUUUAAAUUGGGAUGCGUUCUCAUUAAUCCUCGCGGAGAAAGAUAUUCCAAACUUGAAACAGAUACUUCUUUCGGUUCCUGAAGAGAAGUAUCUUAAGUUACAACUGGGUGUCAGAAGAGUUCAGAAACAUUUUCUUUGGCAUACAAAGCCUUUAAAGUAUGACCUGUUUCACAUGACACUUCACUCAAUUUGGUAUAAUAGAGUGUUUCAAAUAAAUGUGAAAAAAUAAUGGAUAUGAGUAUGAGCCAAUGUGCUUAUGCUUUCUAGCCUACAGCAGAAACAGUCCCUGCAAUGUGUGUAGCUUUCUUGCAGUUUUCAAUAGCCCAAUUUAAAGAUAAACAAUUUGUAAAUAGAUUUUUGUUUUUGAUUAGAGCUUCCGCCCUUAUCUAUAAUCACACGUUUUUUUAGAUC